GUUAGGCUUUAUAAACAUGGGUCCUCCCUAUGACACAGCCAUGCCUUGGGGCUGGCGGGCAUUUCCAAGGGCAUCCCACAUCAGCAGCAACAAUAGCCUCCACAGACAUAGAGCUGCUGCUAAGAGAUGAAGUUUUUGUUGACUUCUUCAACACAUUUCUGAACCUUCCUGUUUUUGGCCAGACACCCAUUUACAGCAGCAGCACGGGGCAGUGGGACCUCUGGCCAGAGCUACCGAGCCACCUGGAUCCCAGCCCCCAGGCUCUGCUGGCCUGGCUGGGAAAGCACCGGCUGCCUCACUUCUGCAAAUCCAGCUUGUGCCUCCACCUCGUCCUUUGCCAGAAGCUCCUGGGUUUCAUUCGCUCGGAGGAAGCAGCAAAACUGCUGAACUGGCGGAGUGCGGACCAGUGGCUGCUGGGGAAGUGCAUCAGCGGGAGCCAGGGCAUGUGGCGCUUCCGAGCCUUCACCCAAGGAAUGGCAGGGGAAGAACUGACCAACUUCUGGCUCACCACCGAGAGGCUGCUGGGUCUCGAUGAGUCAGAUGCAGCACAGAAGGACCUCUAUCUGUCCUUGGUCCAAAGGCUGAAGGUCACCCACCUGCGUGAAGGUUCCAGCGUCCUUACCCUCUGCAGCACCACUGCUAGGUCAUCACGAAAAGUCACACACAUUGGGUCUGUUGGCAUCCGGAGGGAGAUCCUGAGCAAAAUGCAACAACGAGCCCUGUAUAUCCUUCAGAGUUACUGGCUCCCUAAAUUCUUCAUCCAGUGCAAGAUGGGCAUGGAGGAGGAAAAAUCCUGCUGGCCUCUGCUGCAGGAAUAUCGGGAGCGGUUGGCACAGGACCACUUGCAGGAGCCCUCGGACGUUUCAGAUGGCCUUUCCCCAAUGCAAAUUAAUAGGAGCCAGGGUUCACCGGAGCCCUACUGCAGCAGGAAGGCCAAAGAGAAGAUCUGGGCUCUUAUCAAGGAGGGACAAGACACCCAAGAAAUGAAGACACCCAGUUCUCCAAGGCAACCAGAAAGGCAGACAGGGCCAGCUGGGAGCGUGAAGAGAUUGCAACGGGGUAAAGACAGUUUGGGACUGAUUCGUCAGCAGGCAGAGCGUACUGCAAACUCUGCCACUGGAGGCCAAGGAGGAGCAAAAAGACCUAGGCCCAAAGAAAAAAAAAAGGUCCUCCACCUGGAAGACCUCUGUGAAGAGAAGGUCCUCUCCAGCCUACAUUCCUCUGCGCCCCUGGCUAAGAUGCCGUCUCCCAAAAAGCCAGCCAAGACCUUGCGGUGCCUCCCCUGGGCCCUCAGUGCUGACAGCUGUGCGGGACGGCCCUUCAGGACCUUCUUGCUAUGCCAGGACCGCACCGCUGAGGCUCGUCUCCUGGACCUAUGGCACGACCUGGAAGAAUUCCUGCCCGUGGUGCUGGACCACAGCAGAGAAGACAGUUUCUCCCUGCGCCAUUUCCUCACGGAGAGGAUCUGCGAGUCCUACCUGAAAGAAAACACCAUCCAGCAGCUUCCCAUGGAGACAAGGACCCUCCAGGGCCUGCGGGACCACCUGGCUUCUGCAGAAUUCACCCCCUGGAUAUUCAGAACCCAAAAAGAGAUUUGCAAGGUCCUCUGCACCUUCUAUGAGCAAUUUCUGGCUGAUGAGGACAAGACAUUCCUGCAGUUCAUGUCUCCACAGAGUGAUGUCCCGGUGCCCAAGGUACAAGGACAUGCUCUUGGGAAAGAUGAAUAUUUCCUCCUGUCUGAGCGGAUAAAUGAGUCCUUGAAGCUGAGCCAGGCCUUGCAUGACACAAGGAACUUGGAAGGCCUCUCCCCUGACUACUGGCGAUCCUUUGGCACUCAAGACCUCCAGAAAAGGGGCAUGCUCCAGGCAGAGGUGGAACCUGUUGUGAGCACAACUGAUGCAGACUCCCAGAAGAUGACAUCAAAAGAGCCGUCUGCUCAGAAAGAGUUGCUGCCUGCAGAUAGCUGCAGCAAGGAUGAGGAGCAUUUGUCUCCCAAAAGCCCACUGCUUGCUGCUGAACCUGAGAAGAAAAAGAAGAGAACUGCUCUGAGGAGAAAAACCAGAUCAAGUGCCAAAAAGGCCGUCGCUGUCGCAGUAGAGAAGCCAACGAAAAGACCCAGGCACUUUGUGAAGGUUCUGCACAGCCCUGCCCACCUGCAGUACUUCAGGCAGUUCCUCGAGGAGCGCAGCGCGGAUGAACCACUGCAUUUCUGGAUGGCCGUGGAGAAGCUAGCUGCAGAGACCAGCACCAAGACAAAGAACCUCCUCGUUGACAGCAUUGUCAGAAAUUAUUUCCGUGGUGAAAUCCCAGCUGAGGAACGGCUGAAGUGCAGCUCUUCUAUCAUCCAGGAAAUAAGUGAGGCUGAAACAGUCACCCCCUUCAUGUUGAUGACAGCACAGAUCUUCGUCCAGAAAGAAAUGGAAAAGCAAUGGUUUAAAGAAUACCAGGACCUCUUUCCCCCCAGUGUCACUUACAAGUCCAACCUUUGUUUGCGGCACGGGAGGGGGAGCUUCAAGACAGACAACCUGCGGUGGGCAUGGUUUGCCAUCCAGAACAUUGUCAGAAGCAUCUGCAAGUUCCACCGGGAGAUGAACAACGACAAGUGCCGUGUGGAGUUUGAGGACUUUCUCCGGAAGGAACUAGAAAACGAGGAGGAAAACCUGCCCAUCAUCUCGAUGCAGAGCAACAGCACCUCACGCUCCCGCACAGCCUCUGCCAAGUCCCUACGGGACAAGGACGUGGUGCUGGUGAAACGACAGAUGUUUAACAACCAGCUCAUCACUGUCAACUUCCUCGUUGAUGACCUCCACUUUUACCUGGAGAUCAACAAGUUUUCAAGACUGGCUGAUUCAGCUGAAGCAUUGGCAGCCCGUGACAUGUGCACCAAGAAUGAAGUUGACUUUCUCAAAAGGAAAGCUGCCAUCAUCAGCAAGCUCUUCCUGAGCUCUGAUAUUCCCCCGAGACUGCGGGUGAACAUCUCUGAAGAUGAUAGAGAUUUAAUUUGGAGUUUGUCUUCCAAGGGGCUACUGAACCGGCUCCUCUACCACAGAGCCAAGGUGGCCAUCUUCCCCAUCCUGAUACACUUCUGGAAGAGGUUCUGCACCUGGAAGGUAAUGAAGAGCUUCAGGUUCUCUGCAAGGCGAAGGGAACCGACCUCACUGACCAGUAUAAAAGCCUCUUCUGAACCAUCUGAGGUCUACAGCACAAGCAAUCACGCCGUCAUUUUGUUCUCACUCCUACGAGGGAUCCAGGUCCUGCUGCCCCGGUCUCAUAAGAAGGAGCUAGCGGAGGAGCACGAGGAGUCCAAGAAAAGUGCUGAGAAGCAGCUGCCAUCCAGCAGGUCCAGCUCUGAGUCUGCAGAGCAGGAUGAGGAGGAGGAGGAGGAAGAAGAAGAGACAGAAGAAGAGACCGAAGAAGAGGUGUCCCAGCACAACAACCAUGGUAACAUACUCCAAGGAAGCUGAGCAGCCAGAGCAUACUGCAUGGGCUGUGCUUAAUGUGCAGCAAGGCUGAGAAAUAAAGCAACUCACAGCAUCCUCCAGCCUCCUGCUAUCACAGCACCAGUGGCUUGCAUCUCUGUAGCUUCAGCAGGGACAUGCCACUCAGGUCUAUCUACCCAAGGAGACACCCAUUUGCCAAUCAAAGUCAGCUCAUGCUGAAUUUGGGCCUGAUUUUUUUUUUCCCCCUCCUUUUUACAUACCCAGUGCAGCUAGGUUUCCAAAGCACUAACCAAAUCCUACCCAACGGGUAGGAUUUUUUUUCCUUGUUGUCCUUUAUUUUCCUUGUUGAAAGGCAAGAAGGUAUGGCUGAGCUGAGCACCAGGAAACAGCAGAAAUCUGGUGCACUUUGGACAUCACCUCAUGAAGAAAAGAACAGAACCUUUAGCACACAUUGCUGCUCACAGCUCCCUCCCGUGCAAGCUCCACUGUGUACCUUUACAGCUAUUUUCAGCUACAUUUUAACCCUCAAAUCCUAGAACCUGCAGCCUGGCAACAGCACAGGUAUAUUUAAGGCAGGAGAUGACGCUUCCUAUUUGCCCAUUAGGAUUAACAACACUUAGCAGGAUCAAACAAACCCAAAGUCCAACGUUUCUGUAAAUGAGAGACUUCUCAGGAGCUGCAGCAGCUUCUGACAGCCAGCUGCACAUCCAGCCAGCUGCUCAACUCUGCCCUUGUGCUGCAAGCUGGGUUUGCCCCAAGCUUCCAGCCCCAAAAGCUAGCUGUGUUGCAUCAGCCCUUAAGUCACAGCACGCACACAUGGUGAGCCAUGCGUGCAGAAGCUCAGGCACUAGCAUGGUGCAAGCACUGCACUGGCAAGUGGGCAGAGCCAUUGCACGAGCACGCUGCAUGGUGUGAGUUGUGAGGGUGCAGAAGUCUGACUGCACUUUGUUUGCACUGGCUCACAGCCAGGCUCUAAAUAACAGAUGUGCCUGGAUCUCUUGUGCACACGCACACUGGGGUGUACGGCAAUCAGACUCGCACACAGCACUGCCUGCUGGACUGCAAACACGUGAAGAUAUCAGCACAUGCAGCUAAGCAGAUGCACGGGGCUCAGCGAUGCAUUCUGACAGUCACUCUCUUGUAGAGGAGAUGGGUCAAACACACCCGUUCUGAAUUUUGCAUGUGCACGAGAGCACGCAAGCACUGCUGUUCAUCUUUGCACAUCAACUCAGCCAUGGAAUCCUUGCAAAACAGCAAAAAUGAAAUCAGCAAAAAUGAAAGCAAAACAGCAGUAAGUCCCCCACAUACAGCCCAUCUCCCAUGAGAUGCUACGCACCCAAGGAGAAGAAGCCUUCAGUACCCAGUACAGCUUCAGACUACUUUCCUCUCUGGGAAGGGAUAGGGGGAUCUCAUUCA
This is a messenger RNA of Numida meleagris (helmeted guineafowl), 4856 nucleotides long. RefSeq names its product regulator of G protein signaling like 1 (gene RGSL1). Bases 30 to 3464 code for a protein of 1144 amino acids. The record is from RefSeq and is a predicted model, not a curated record. NCBI's taxonomy places the organism in Eukaryota, Metazoa, Chordata, Aves, Galliformes, Numididae. The transcript has 22 exons.